UGAGACAAACGCAAAAUGCAUAGCACAUGACGCUCCAUUCUCUUUAUUUUGGCUUCACACUUUCACAUUUAUAUGCAACUCUAACAAAGUAAGGAACAGCUUCCUAGCUGGUUAGCAGAGAAAGAUGCCUGAAUAUUGUGUGACUGGAGGUACAGGGUUCAUAGCUGCCUACUUGGUGAAGGCUUUGCUAGAAAAUGGCCAUGUUGUGCGGGCCACUGUGCGAGACCCAGAGGAUUUGGGGAAGGUUGGUUAUCUGCGGGAGUUGAAUGGAGCCAAGGAAAGGCUUAAGCUGAUCAAAGCUGAUCUAAUGGUGGAAGGAAGCUUUGAUGAAGCUAUACAAGGCGUGGAUGGGGUUUUCCACACCGCAUCACCAGUGCUCGUUCCGUACGAUAACAAUGUUCAGGCGACUUUGAUCGAUCCUUGUAUAAAGGGCACCUUGAAUGUGCUGAGUUCCUGUUCGAAGGCACGCGUGAAAAGGGUUGUGCUCACAUCUUCUUGUUCUUCAAUAAGAUACCGUUACGAUGCCCAACAGGCCUCUCCUCUCAAUGACUCACAUUGGAGCGAUCCUGAAUACUGCAAACGCUUCAAUCUUUGGUAUGCCUAUGCAAAGACAACAGCGGAAAAAGAGGCGUGGAGAAUCGCAGAGGAGAGUGGAAUGGAUCUAGUGGUGGUGAAUCCGUCUUUCGUGGUUGGUCCUCUGCUAGCACCACAACCUUCAAGCACAAUACUGAUGAUACUGGCAAUACUUAAAGGUUUAAGAGGGGAAUACCCAAAUACAACAGUAGGAUUUGUGCACAUAGAUGAUGUGGUAGCUACACACAUUCUGGCAAUGGAGGAAAGAAAAGCAUCAGGCAGGCUUAUAUGUUCAAGUUCGGUAGCGCACUGGUCGCAGAUCAUUGAGAUGCUCAAAGCCAAAUAUCCAUCUUAUUCAUAUGAAAGCAAGUGUAGCAGCAAGGAAGGAGACAAUAACCCACAUAGCAUGGACACCACUAAAAUUGCUCAACUGGGUUUUCCUCCUUUCAAAACGCUCGAAAAAAUGUUUGAUGACUGCAUCACAAGUUUUCAAGAGAAAGGGUUUCUGUGAAUUGAUCCCACAAAUUGCAGCAAACUUCUCCUAGUUUAAUCCGUCUCUAUUAAUAAGGGUGUUAUGUUCUCCUCAUCUUUACCCUCUUUCUGUCAUAUUUUCCCCUACCUUUUUCAAAUUUACUUUUUCCCUUUAUACUUGGUUAAAGUCAUCCCUUCAAGGCUUCAAUAGUAAAACCAGUGAUAAUUUUUUUUUAAA
Molecule: messenger RNA, 1282 nt
Organism: Rosa chinensis
Lineage: Eukaryota; Viridiplantae; Streptophyta; Magnoliopsida; Rosales; Rosaceae
Product: tetraketide alpha-pyrone reductase 2
Exons: 6
Coding region: 125-1084 (319 amino acids)
Molecular function (GO): oxidoreductase activity, acting on the CH-OH group of donors, NAD or NADP as acceptor
Source: RefSeq, a predicted model, not a curated record